AUGGAUUUUACAGAGGCAUAUGCUGAUACAUGCUCCACGGUUGGACUUGCUGCCAGAGAAGGCAAUGUUAAAGUAUUAAGAAAACUGCUCAAAAAGGGGCGUAGCAUUGAUGUUGCUGAUAACAGGGGAUGGAUGCCAAUUCAUGAAGCAGCUUAUCACAACUCUGUAGAAUGUUUGCGGCUGUUAAUUCAUGCAGAUUCAUCUGAGAACUACAUCAAGACAAAGACUUUUGAGGGCUUCUGUGCAUUACAUCUGGCUGCAAGUCAGGGACAUUGGAAGAUCAUACAGAUUCUUUUAGAAGCUGGGGCAGAUCCGAAUGCAACUACUUUAGAGGAAACCACACCACUGUUUUUAGCUGUUGAAAAUGGACAGAUAGAUGUGUUAAGGCUGCUGCUUCGAUAUGGAGCAAAUGUUAAUGGAUCCCAUUCUAUGUGUGGAUGGAACGCCUUGCACCAGGCUACUUUUCAGGAAAAUGCUGAGAUCAUAAAAUUGCUUCUUAAAAAAGGAGCAAACAAGGAAUGCCAGGAUGACUUUGGAAUCACACCUUUGUUUGUGGCUGCUCAGUAUGGCAAGCUAGAAAGCUUGCGCAUACUUGUAUCUUCGGGUGCAAAUGUCAAUUGUCAAGCCUUGGACAAAGCUACUCCCUUGUUCAUUGCUGCUCAAGAGGGCCACACAGAAUGUGUGGAGCUUUUGCUCUCCAGUGGGGCAGAUCCUGAUCUUUACUGUAAUGAGGACAAUUGGCAGCUACCUAUACAUGCAGCUGCACAGAUGGGCCAUACAAAGAUCUUGGACUUGUUAAUACCACUCACUAACCGGGUUUGUGACACUGAGCCAAACAAAGUGAGUCCUGUGUACUCAGCAGUGUUUGGAGGGCAUGAGGAGUGCCUGGAAAUGUUGCUCCAGUCUGGUUACAGCCCAGACGCCCAGAUGUGCCUUGUCUUUGGAUUCAGUUCUCCCUUGUGUAUGGCUUUCCAAAAGAACCGUGACUUCUUUGGAAUUGUAAAUAUUCUUUUGAAAUAUGGAGCUCAGCUAAAUGAACUUCAUUUGGCAUACUGCCUGAAGUAUGAGAGGUUUUCAGUAUUUCGCUACUUUUUGAAGAAAUGUUGCCCAUCAACACCAUGGGACCACUUACCUGAAUUUAUAAAUCACGCAGUUAAAGCACAGACAAAAUAUAAAGAAUGGUUGCCAUCUCUGCUGCUUGCUGGAUUUGACCCACUGAAUCUACUGUGCAGUUCCUGGAUUGACUCAGUCAGUGAUGACAUUCUUAUCUUCACUUUGGAGUUUACUAAUUGGAGGAGACUUCCUCCAGCUGUUGAAAAGAUGCUGUCUGCUCGUGCCUCAAACUCCUCUUGGGCUCUCCAGCAACAUAUUGCCUCUGUUCCAUCCCUGACCCACCUUUGUCGUUUGGAAAUUUGGUCCCGUCUAAAACUAGAACACCUACAGUCUGAUGGUUUUAUCCGUCAGUUACCUCUUCCCAGAAGCCUACAUGAUUAUUUACUCUAUGCAGAGGUUUUGAGGAUGAAUGAAGUUCCAGAACUGGCAGUUAUUCAAGAUGGAGAAAUCAGUGAAACCACUUAA
Rangifer tarandus platyrhynchus (Svalbard reindeer) is the source of this 1578-nucleotide messenger RNA. The record is from the annotation of a GenBank genome assembly. Lineage: Eukaryota; Metazoa; Chordata; Mammalia; Artiodactyla; Cervidae.